Hymenoscyphus albidus is the source of this 382-nucleotide messenger RNA. Lineage: Eukaryota; Fungi; Ascomycota; Leotiomycetes; Helotiales; Helotiaceae. The record is from the annotation of a GenBank genome assembly.
AUGCAAAUCGCAGCCAUUAUUACAACCAUAGCCUAUGUAGCCACGUCGGUCUCGACAGGGAUAACUUAUACCGGGACAACUUAUACUGAAUUCGAGGGAUACCCUCUUCCAGCGAGUACCAAUGGAUGUGUUCACUCCGUCUUCUGUGUACGUACUAACCUUUCUGUCAAAACCAAGAUUUCAACGUUUCUUUACUUCUAACAUCACUCUAGAGUGUAAAUUGAAAUGCUAAUCAUGAUUAUAUAUCUACCAGGUUCUUAUCAUCAAUCUCUUUUAGGAAGGGAUUUUCAAGUCGGUCGAGACAUUUGAACAUUUGUCAAUACGACUAAAACCGAGGAAAUCAUUAGAUGCGACUCUCGAACUUAUAAUGAAACUGGUGUAA